AUGACUAAGAAGACGUUGGAGUUCGAACUUUGCGAUUUACUUAUUUUGGAUAACGCGAUAUACGGUCCGUCAGUGGAACAGAGGUUUUCGUCCUCGAUAUAAGGGGGCAUAACUCUCGAGAUUAGCUCAUAGCCAUGAAGUACCAGGAAAUUCAACGUAGCUGCCGGCAACAUGGACUUUUUCGAGUGGCUCCCUGAUCAGUUCAACAAUGCAGAAGUUGGUGCAGAACAGCGUGGGGCGUUCAUGGAUACCGAAGACAGUGGCGUGGAUUGGAAUGAUUACUAUCCUGAUCCCAACUAUUUUGAAGAGAUUCCCCAUCAGCGCAACGGCUCUUAUUCCGGCACAGACGACUCGUAUCAAAGCACCACGAUCAACGAGCCAACAAGCUCCAUCAAUAUAGACGACAGCGGCGAGAAAGGAAAGGGCAGACCAAGAGUUGCAUAUAGCAGUGGAAGAGAUCCCAUCAUGAAUCGUAUCCAUCGGCGGAGAACUCAAAAUAGAAAUUCGCAGCGGAUUUAUAGAGAAAGACGGUUGGAGGAGAGACAGAGAUUCGAGGAAAGAGCUAUUGCUGCGGAAGAAGUAUCGAAGUUGCUGAGAUUCCAAUUGUUGGAAUUGAGUACCGAAAUUGGAGUUCUCAAACACCAGCUUGAACAAACGAAGGCCGAGAACGCGUCCCUUUGUCGAGAUCGAGCGUGAAAUUCUGGUAUCGACUCUACUAGUAAGGAGGUGGGAGUGUUCAGAACAAGAACUACCUGACAAAACUUUGGAAUAAGUGCCAGAAGGGGGGUUUUCCAACAUGUUUGGGCAACAACCCUAGGACUCACUUGAGCAACAGUGUGUGGCAGCGGUUGGCUUUCGGCUAGGUUCCCACAAAGAAAAUCUUGCAACAUUUGUCAGACCUGUUAGACAUGAUGUAAGACUUGAGUGUCGUCCUUUCAUCUGAAGAUAGGAGCAGGGAUAUAUACCCCAAAGGGCU
Molecule: messenger RNA, 976 nt
Organism: Mollisia scopiformis
Lineage: Eukaryota; Fungi; Ascomycota; Leotiomycetes; Helotiales; Mollisiaceae
Exons: 3
Coding region: 172-696 (174 amino acids)
Biological process (GO): regulation of DNA-templated transcription
Molecular function (GO): DNA-binding transcription factor activity
Source: RefSeq, a predicted model, not a curated record